Messenger RNA from Oncorhynchus kisutch (coho salmon), 2512 nucleotides. RefSeq names its product insulin-induced gene 2 protein. Bases 679 to 1380 code for a protein of 233 amino acids. Gene Ontology annotation, biological process: SREBP signaling pathway; SREBP-SCAP complex retention in endoplasmic reticulum; cellular response to insulin stimulus. NCBI's taxonomy places the organism in Eukaryota, Metazoa, Chordata, Actinopteri, Salmoniformes, Salmonidae. Gene Ontology annotation, cellular component: SREBP-SCAP-Insig complex; endoplasmic reticulum. The transcript has 7 exons. The record is from RefSeq and is a predicted model, not a curated record.
GAACAAAAGGGGAAAAGUGGAACAUAUUAUAAGUAAAUAUGGAAUGUGGGAAUGCGCAAGCCUUCUGGAAUAUCUGAUCAUGGAGAAUAUGGCAGACAGGAAAAAAGUGAGAAAAGUGGAACAUGCUUUCAGUGAAUAUGGAGAGGUGGAUCACACAGAACUUUGGAACAGCUACAGACGGAAAUUGAAUGUGACGAGAGUGAGGAUGAAUUAACUACGGUGGCAGGUGUGGUAAAGACCACAACGUUUGAGCCUCGUCCUGGUGAUGACAAAGAUGAUUCUGACCCAGUGGGAGUGAGAAUGGAUCCUUGCCUUCUGGCAGAUCCAUAUGUGGUGUCAUGUUGGGUGGAGAAGAGGUUGGGAAAUGUUGGGUCGGUGAAAGUGAAACUAAGUGGAAUCUUGAUGAUUUUUUGCGUUUCUGCCAACCAGAAGGAGCGUGCGCACCGCACCAUGCAACUGGGAACAAGAACUAUGACUUGCUUUCCUCUCUAGAGCAGGGUUCCAUUGAAAGGAGUGAUAACUGGAGUUGCAUUAAGUGUUGAGGAGGCUCAACUGAAGUUGAAGAUUCCCAAGGGUGUUGGUGAUGUCAGUGGACAGUACGAUCACUUGAGGAUAAAGUUAGCGUUUCCCUUUUCUCCUCCUGUCCUGGCGUCCACGGUUGCUCCGACCCUGGCAGCCAUGGCCGACUCUACAGUGGUCAGCGACCAGCAGCCGCCCAGGUCCGGUCAGACUACUCCUUCCAGUGGACCGUACAUCGCGGGGAUCACAAACAGAAACACCAAUUUGGGGAUCCGCGGGUUCAUGCUGUUCUCUAUAGGAGUGUUCUUGGCUUUGGUGCUCAAUCUGCUGCAGGUACAGAGGAACGUCACUCUGUUCCCCCCUGAUGUCAUCAGUAGCAUCUUCUCAUCAGCCUGGUGGGUGCCGCCCUGCUGUGGAACCGCCUCGGCAAUGAUCGGUCUGUUGUAUCCAUGCAUUGACAGUAGGCUCGGCGAGCCCCACAAGUUCAAGCGGGAGUGGUCCAGUGUGAUGCGCUGUGUGGCCGUGUUCGUUGGCAUCAACCAUGCCAGCGCUAAAGUGGACUUUGCCAACAACGUGCAGCUGUCCCUGACGCUGGCGGCCCUGUCCAUUGGCCUGUGGUGGACAUUUGACCGGUCUCGCUCCGGCUUUGGCCUGGGGGUGGUCAUCGCCCUGCUGGCCACUCUGUCCACUCAGCUCCUGGUCUACAACGGAGUCUUUCAGUAUACCUCUCCAGAUUUCCUGUACAUUCGCUCCUGGUUGCCUUGCAUCUUCUUCGCUGGUGUGAUAACCAUGGGGAACAUAGGACGGCAGCUAGCCCUGUAUGAAUGCAAACGUAUGUCAGGAAAGACUCAUCAAGACUAAAAGAACUUCUGGCUAUAUCAAACUGUUGCACAGAAUAUUUUUAAAAAUUGCAACAAAAAGCCAAAAGGAGGAUGUAAAAGGACAUCUGUAUGCAGCGUUGAUGGGGAUUGGUUAAUCAUGGCGGAGGCGGAGCAGUCAUGCACAAUUAUGUGCUUCUGUUUUGCUGAGUGCUGUUGGACAAGACUGUUUCGAUUGGUUGAUUCCUUUGUGCCUCUUUAGGGCCGAGGUGGACGGACAACAGAUAGCUUUAUUAUAAGCAUUCAAUGGCUGGCCUAAUGAGAGGAAUAACAAGAAUUGUCGAUGUCGUGUGUGUGUGUGUGUGUGUGGUAGGUAGGCUCAAUCUACAACGCAAUCUGUGAUUGCAACUCAACAGGCACCAAUAUUAGUGUCACUCUGCUGCUGUUCAGGGCACCUCCGCACCAGUGGUGUGAAACCUUUGGCUCCAUCGUGCCAAACAGACUUACACACAGGAUUAUCUGAAUUAUUUUCUUUAUUCAUCCAUUCCUUAUAUCCUUGAUACAUUAGUAGAAUCUAUAUACAUUUAUUUCAUGCUUUUAAAAUGUACAAUUAUAUACAUAUAGUUGUUUUUUAAAAUUUGUUACAUGUGGAUAAUGUCUUUGCUGGCAGUCAAGAGAAGGGGUGAAGUGUUUAUUGCUGCACUUAUUUGUGACAUCCUUGCGGGAUAUCAAGGCAACUGGCAUACAGGGUCCAGUUGGUAUUUCAAACAACCUUACCUACACCUGCUUUUCUACUUCUGCCCAUUUUGGGUCCAUUCAAUGUUCAAUUGAAAUUAAAAUGACUGUUUUGUAAAAAAUAAUAAUAAUAAAAUGCUCAUAGAAGUUUAUGGGCAGAUUUCACUUCCUGAAUUGAAAACCGAAUUGACCUAAACCCCGAUCAGUUCAAGUCAGAGACCAGGCUAACUAUUUCAUUGUCCAUCCAGCAGGUGCACACAAGAAUCCACAUCAGCAGUGGUUCUUGGGUCAGAGGUACUGCUGAUAAGCUAUUAGUGCUUAUUGAGUUCGGUUUGAUUAUAAAAAUAUAAACCAUCAAAGUUUUGGGUUUGGAUUAUUUUUCAACGUUAAAUGUGUUGUGGGCUGAAUGCUGUAAAACAGAAUAAAAUAAUGUCCCUUGA